This is a messenger RNA of Raphanus sativus (radish), 1302 nucleotides long. RefSeq lists its product as uncharacterized. Lineage: Eukaryota; Viridiplantae; Streptophyta; Magnoliopsida; Brassicales; Brassicaceae. The record is from RefSeq and is a predicted model, not a curated record. Bases 9 to 1133 code for a protein of 374 amino acids. The transcript has 3 exons.
UAUCGUCAAUGUCUCACCCUCUUCUCUCCCGACUCUCCAACCUCUCUCCCAGGCGCCACUCGCUCUUGCACAAGACCAUUCGCUUGUUUUCAUCGUCAUCGACCAGCCCAUGUUUUCCGCUUGGCAUCGUGGAGAAAGACUCGCCGAGCGACGGCGGCAUGGUCGGAGACAUCCACUUGUUCGAUGCGGCCACGGAAAGGUUAGUCACAUGCACUGACAAAACCAUACCCGAAGAGAUCGUUAACGGCGGUACCGUGGUCGGAGCUUCUCAUGGAUGGUUAUUUUUCAAAGACCGGCAAGAUCGUUCCCUACGUGUGACCGACUUUUGCAACCCUUCGGCUUUCAAAACAAACGCAACAACGAUGAUUCCUAUGCCUACAUUUACUACUCUCCACCUUUGCCAAACUGAAGUUGUGUGGAAUGUGGCAAUGUCUACUUCUCCUGGUCAACAAGAAGAUGAAGAUGAUUGGGUAGUUGGUAUCAAGUUCUUGGGUAACCAGCUGAGUUUCUGCAGGCCCCGUCGUGACCUGCGGUGGACCAACGUCUUAGCUCCUUUUAAAAUAUUCAACAACUCAAAUCUCAUGUUCUCAAAGAGAUAUCAAAUUUUUUUUUUGCCUGCUCCCGUGGGCAACUACUUGUGCUCCUGGGAUAUCCAGUCCCACAAGGACGGAUACCCCCCUAAGAUCCAUAAGCUGCUUUUUCACAACCUUCCCCAGUUGCCCCAGUCCAUGUGGGAGCUACUUGAUUCGUGUCCCAGAGAGGAUCACUGGGUGGAGUCACCAUCGGGGGAAUCUUUCCUCGUAAAAUGGUACUCCCGUGUCUCACUUUCCCCUAGCAUGUCUACAUUGCCGGUAGUUAUGGUGUUCAGAGAGGAAGGCACAAAGGAUGGAGCAAUAAAGAUGUGUUACACAGAGGACAUUGGAGAUAUUUGUAUCUUCCUAUCAAACAGUGAGGCGUUCUGCGUCCCGGCUAGUUCUUGCCCUGGUCUCAAGCCUAAUUCCAUUUAUGUCGCUUACCGUGUAUUUUCUGUUUACGAUCUCACGACCAAAAUCUUCAAUCAUUUUGAAAACCCCAAAGAUGCACCAGAGAAGAUUUCCCGCAUCCCUUGUUGGCUUCCACCCUUUUCAGUCUAAGUUUCUAUUGUCGCUGUGUUUGGUUCAUUGGUGUUAUCAUCAGAUAUAUUCAAGCCAGCCAUCCUGCUUGUUAAACUCUCUUUGUUAAAGAUCAUAAUCUUGUUGAACUUCUCACUUUGUUUGUUUGUUGAAACUCACUCAACUUCAGUGAAGUCUAGCUCUGUUUGUU